CACAACCAUCACCACCACUACCGUGUCUCUGUGUUCACUCCGAUGCUGGGACGAACAAGCCGCAGGGACGAUUCGUCCGCGUUCAGAGCCGUUGGCGCGCCCUUGUCAUCCUCAGCCAAGGGCAAGGUGGACCACUUUGCUGCUGUCGAGAGGCGGCUCGUGCCCAGGUCGCAAAGAGCCGGCUCUCCUGCGUCGUCGUCGUCCUCAUCCUCGUCGGGCGAGGGAGAGCAAGACGGCGGGGAUGAUGAAGGUGAAGUAGCGGGCCCGUCGUCAUCGCCUGCUUCCUCGUCGGCAAGCGAAACUUUUCGUCUCGGAGAUGCAGUCUACACCAAGUCGAACAUCGCUCACCCCAACCUUGGCAUCCUCACCGACAUUUGGCGCCCAGAGCAGGAUGACGAAGACGAGGAAGAGGAUCAAAAUGGCGACGAGACAAUUCUCUGCCGCGUCCGCUUCCUCUAUUGGCCGCAGGACGUCUCCCAAGUGACCGCCAAGAAGCUCGGAGGACUGAUCGAAAAGGAUGAGGUCUACUACACCCACACCGCUCCGCGACGACCGGGGAGAAAGACCAAGAACUCGCUGCGGUACGGCCAGGACAUUGACGACGGCUUUGAGCGCGGGCCAUCGCUGCUGGAAAUGACGAUCAACGUCGAGUCGAUCCUGGGAAAGACUUCAGUAUGGGCCUCGCGCGAGGAGUGCGAGGAGGCGCAAAGUGCCAAAGCACCUGCGGAAAGGCAGCUCACCUUCAAACGAAAGAAGUGGAGCACCGACGUCUUUGUCAAGCGGGCCAUCGAUCCGAUUCGGGAAGUCUUUUGGAACGUCGACUGGAGGGCCGUCGAGGGGAGGGGAAGACAAUGCGGGAAGUGGGAUUUGGCCGAAGGGGAUGACGGAUCGAAGGUCCGGAAAGCGGCGGGGGACAGCGACACCUUCUCGCCGCUCGAGACGCCAGGCAAGAACGCAAACGAAUGGGCGCUGAUCUUGACUCGCGAAUUUGGCAUCAGACGUGUCGACAGCGAUGAGCCGAAGAGACGGAGGAAGCGGGAUCCAGUCAUAGACACGCCCAGCAAGAGAAGAGGGCCGACGAAGACCAAGCUCAAAGCAGGCAAGCAGACGCGCCGAUCUCUCUCUCCGGCUUCAGACAGCGACAGCGAGAGUAGUCUCAGCGAACUGGACGGUGACGAUGGAGGUCAGGAUGCCUUUACGUUGGAUUCGUCCGACCACGGGUCUGACUCGGACGACUCAACGGCCAUCACCUCUGAGGAGGAGGAUGGUGAGACUGACGAUGGGGGCGAGUUCGAGGACGGGGACUCGGACGAAGAUGGUGGCGAUUAUCUGUCAACGAAGAGAAAGCGAACAAGGGGACCUACAACGCCGAGGAAGCGGCGUGUCGUCCUUGCUGAUUCGUCGCCCGUCAAGGCCUAUGCGACGCCGCGGUCUCGGGCGAGGAUUCUUGGUCUGAAGCGCGCCACGGCAUCGGCCGUCUCGCUCCCCGCCCAAGCGCCCAAGAUGACAUCGCUCUCUCUUGAUGAGCUGAGGUCCAUGUCUGCACAGGACCGUGCAAAGCGGCUUCUCCACGUCGGCGCCACGCCAGAGGCGCUGCCGUGCAGAGAAGAGCAGUACGAUGAAGUGCUUGCGUGCGUUGAGGAUGCUGUCGAAGAAGGCAUUGGCGGCUGCCUUUACGUGUCGGGCGUUCCAGGCACGGGCAAGACGGCAACGGUGCGAGAGGUGAUUCGAUCGUUGCAAGGCAGAGCAGAGCGUGACGAAUGCAACCCGUUUACGUUUGUCGAGAUCAAUGGUAUGAAGCUGCCCGACGCCGAAGCCGCAUACAGCCUGCUCUGGUCAGCCCUCAGUGGUGGAGAACGCGUUGGACCAAAAACGGCUCUCAAACAGCUUUCGGCUCACUUUGGUUCCGGCGCAUCUUCCUCUCUGGCAAAGGGCGGUCGGCGAAAGGGAACGAAUGGAUCCGCCUUUGAGUCGGGAGCAGGCGGACCGGCGAGGGCCGCGACCGUGGUCCUGAUGGAUGAGCUGGACCAGCUCGUCACGACGCGCCAAGACGUCAUGUACAACAUGUUCAAUUGGCCCAACACGCCUGGAUCUCGUCUCAUUGUCGUUGCCGUUGCCAACACGAUGGAUCUGCCGGAGAGGGUUCUCAAUCCCAAGGUCGCGUCCAGGCUGGGCAUGACGAGAAUCACUUUCAUGCCCUAUACAGAUCGCCAGCUUGUGGAAAUUGUUGAGAGCCGGCUUGGCUUUACAUUCGACCAGGAGCAGAGCGAGGCUAACGGCGAAAACGACCGAGCCAAGUUGGUAGUACGUGGCUGCAAAGACGUUUUCACCCGUGACGCCCUCACGUACGUCUCGAAGCGCGUCUCAAAUGUGUCGGGCGACGCGCGCAGGAUGCUCGAUGUGUGCCGACGCUCCGUCGAGCUGGUCCAGCAGCAGGGACCGGCUGACCGCAGCGUGUCAAUCGGCGAUGUGCGGAAAGUUCUCGACGCAAUGGUCAAGACUGGAAAGGUGUCGCACAUUGUCUCGCUCUCUCUGCAUGCCAAGAUCUUGCUCCGAAGCCUGCUGAGCUGCGUCAGAAAAACAGGCCUGACCGAAGCCGCAUGGGGCGACGUAGUUGCGCAUCACAAUAUUCUCUGCAGAAUGCAGGCCAUUCACGGUUCGCACAGCGGCUCCGCCAGCCAGAACAAUGGCUUCUCUGUUCAGGACCUGUCUAGACCACUGGCCAGCCUUUGCGGCCUUGGUCUCGUCGUAUGCGUCGGUGGCGGAUUCAACCCCGGCAAGCUAGGAAUUCACUCUAAGCUCCUUUUGGCCUGUCAGGAAGACGAGAUCCGGCUUGCACUCGAACAAGAUAAGGAUGACCGGAUUCGAAGGAUGCUUUAGUUACUCUCAAAUAUACCAUCAUCGUAUCGCACCUCAUUGUCAUACUCUAUGAAUUUAUUUGUAUUACGCC
Molecule: messenger RNA, 2950 nt
Organism: Acaromyces ingoldii
Lineage: Eukaryota; Fungi; Basidiomycota; Exobasidiomycetes; Exobasidiales; Cryptobasidiaceae
Product: P-loop containing nucleoside triphosphate hydrolase protein
Exons: 1
Coding region: 43-2880 (945 amino acids)
Biological process (GO): mitotic DNA replication checkpoint signaling; DNA replication initiation
Cellular component (GO): nuclear origin of replication recognition complex
Molecular function (GO): DNA replication origin binding; ATP binding; ATP hydrolysis activity
Source: RefSeq, a predicted model, not a curated record